CUCAGCAUCUCCUUAUGCAUCUCCUCCUGCUUCUGGCCGUGUUGCUCUUCGUCUGCAGCUCCUCAGGCACUGCCAGUGAGAACCCAUUAAGACGGCUGCUGAAGAAGAGAGAUGUAGCUGCAGAGCAGCCAAAGCCGCCCGCAGUAGCAGUGGCACCAGCCAAGGCCAAAGAGUUCCUGGCAACAGUACGGAGGCCCAAGAGGAACAUUUGGGACAGGAGCAGGCCGGACGUGCAGCAGUGGAUCAUGCAGUUGGUGUACAUGGGCUAUGAUGAAGCAGCUCUGGAGACACAUCUGUCCUAUUGGAUGGACCACUCCAGGACCACGGAUAACAUGGGCCAGCAUCAUUACGACGAGAACUCCCCAACCGGUCACUACGACCCCUCCUCCUAUCGCUAUGGCGCCAACGUCAAUUAUGACUAUUAUUAAUCCCACCGCAAUGACGCCCACCCAUGUCAAUUACAACUGUUAUUAAUCAUCCACAGUUCUUUUUUUUCAUCUGGGGACCCAUUUUUGACCCAUUUGGUGACCCAUUCUUGUAUGCGCUAUUGGCAAUAUAAGGGGGAGUUGCCCAUCGUUGGAGUUAAUCAACUCAGGCUGAUGCUAAAGCACUUGGCUCCCAGCACUAGAUAAUACAGUCCAGAAGACUCUCUGGUCUAGCUUGUGAUUCAGAAGU
Messenger RNA from Engraulis encrasicolus (European anchovy), 675 nucleotides. RefSeq names its product ECRG4 augurin precursor b (gene ecrg4b). The record is from RefSeq and is a predicted model, not a curated record. Gene Ontology annotation, biological process: regulation of cell population proliferation; anaphase-promoting complex-dependent catabolic process; G1 to G0 transition. Bases 15 to 428 code for a protein of 137 amino acids. Lineage: Eukaryota; Metazoa; Chordata; Actinopteri; Clupeiformes; Engraulidae. The transcript has 4 exons.